AUGGACUCCAACAUGCCUAUUGCCGUCAUUGGCAUGAGUUGUCGCUUCGCUGGAGGUGUCAAGAACCCAGAGGACUUGUGGCAGCUCUGUGCAGAUGGCCGGACGGCAUGGAGCGAGAUCCCUGCCUCGCGGUUCAACGUCGAUGGCGUCUCCCAUCCGAACCCUCAGAAGCUGAACACGGCAAAUGUGAUUGGAGGACAUUUUCUCCAAGACGAUAUAGCCGCGUUCGAUGCCAGCUUUUUUAACCUCACGGCUGAGGCUGCCAAGGUCCUUGACCCACAAUUCAGGCUGCAGCUGGAGUCCACCUAUGAGGCGUUAGAGAAUGCCGGCAUCACAAUACAGGACGUUGCCGGAUCCAACACAUCUGUGUUCGCAGGAUCGUUCUUUAGAGACUACAGCGAUGCGCACGCACGGGAUCCAGAAGCACUCCCCCGGUUCCUGUUGCUCGGCGUGGGCGCAGCCAUGGCGUCGAACCGGAUCUCGCAUUUCUACGACCUGCGAGGCGCCAGCAUGACGCUCGACACCGGAUGCUCGACCACUUUGACGGCUCUCCACCAGGCGUGUCAGUCUCUGCGCACUGGCGAAUCUGACAUGUCCGUCGUGGGAGGUGCCAACGUGCUGCUCAACCCCGAUAAUUUCGAGAUCAUGACGAGCGUGGGCUUCUUGGGGCGCACAGGGCGCAGUUUCGCCUUUGACAGCCGCGCCGAGGGCUACGGCCGCGGAGAAGGCAGCGCCACCAUCGUCAUCAAACGGCUGGACGAUGCGAUCCGCGACGGCGACCCCGUCCGCGCCAUUAUCCGCGCCUCGGGUGUGAACCAGGACGGGAAGACCGAGACCAUCACCACGCCUAGCCAAGCGGCGCAGGAGCAGCUGAUACGCGCGUGCUACAAGAAGGCCCGUCUUGACCCGGCGCACACAGACUACUUUGAGGCUCACGGCACGGGAACGACGACAGGCGACCCGAUCGAGGCCAGAGCUAUCUCCUCGGCGUUCAAGGAACGGCGGCAGCAUGGGCAGCCCGUGCGGCUCGGCUCAGUCAAGACGAAUGUUGGCCAUACGGAGACGGCGAGCGGGCUUGCGAGCAUUAUCAAGGCAGCCUUGAUGCUUGAAAAGGGACUCAUCCCACCCAUCGCUGGCUUUGAGAAGCCGAACGAGAAGAUUGAUCUUGAUGCGCUGCACCUAGAUGUGCCACGCAAACUGGAAAAUUGGCCGGAGGACUCUGGUUACCAGCGGGCAUCCAUCAACAAUUUUGGCUACGGCGGGACAAAUGCACAUGUCAUAAUGGAGAGUUACGAGUCUUUUCUCAAGACAAGCAUGCCAAAGGGCCAUAUCUCGACGUCCAACGGCGCCAAUGGCCAUGCAAAUACCAACGGCGCCAGCAAUGGACUUGCCACGGACUCUGCACGUAUUGUCAUGCUUUCAGCAAAGGAUGAGCAUGCAUGUCAAACAAUGAUAUCCAAUCUUGCCGAGUACGUGUCGUCAAAGUCCACAGGGAACCAAGAGAAGGACUCUGCUCUCUUUGCUCGUCUAGCCUAUACCCUCUCGCAGCGUCGCUCGCUAUUUUCCUGGAUCGCCACAACAUCAGCACAAAGCCUUACAGACCUGUCCAAAGCCCUAACAACGCCUCGAAUGAAGCCCGCACGAAGAGAAGAGACCGCACCACGGCUUGGUUUUGUGUUCACGGGUCAGGGCGCACAAUGGUUCGCCAUGGGACGUGAGCUCAUCGAAGCUUAUCCAGUAUACAGAGACACGAUCCUCGAGGCUGAGGGGUACCUGAAGGGGUUGGGCGCCGAGUGGUCGUUACUAGACGAGCUACUACAGGACGAGACCACCAGCCGCGUCAAUGACACCGAGCUCAGCACUCCGCUCUGCGUAGCGCUACAGGUCGCGCUGAUGCGUCUGCUUCUCAGCUGGGGGAUCUCGCCCGUAGCCGUGACAAGCCACUCGAGUGGUGAGAUCGCAGCUGCUUGCGCAGUGGGUGCCAUCAGCCUACACUCUACAAUGGCCAUUGUCCUGUCCCGUGGCGAGCUCGCUGGUGCUCUGACAAAAUUUGUGGACGGCCCGUCCAAGGGCGGCAUGAUGGCCGUUGGAAUAGGUGCCGAAGAGUCUGAGAAAUACCUCGCGCGCGUGACGGCCGGACGGGUGGUGAUAGCCUGUCUGAACAGCCCCGUGAGCACCACCAUCUCAGGCGACGUGACGGGUCUCAUCGAGCUGGAAGAGAUCCUCAAGGCCGACAACAUCUUUGCACGACGACUGAAAGUCGACGCUGCCUGGCACUCUCACCACGUCCAGGUCAUAGCCAAGCCUUACCGUCAGUAUCUGGAAAAAUACAUGAAGCCUCUUGACGGAAGCUUAGACGACGUGAUCUUCUCCUCUCCGACCACGGGCAAGCGCAUGAGCUCGUUUGCUGAUCUCGGAAGGCCACAGCACUGGGUUGACAGCCUGGUCAGCCCCGUGCAGUUUAUCGAGGCCUUUCGUAAUAUGUGCUUCGAGGAGGAUGGCACGGCCCUCGUCGACGCUGUCGUCGAAGUUGGCCCGCACGGCGCGCUGUCUGCACCCAUCAACAACAUUGUAGACAUGUUGCCCGAAUUUGCUGGCGGCGACAAUAAAAAGGUGUCGUAUAAUACAUGUCUGAUCCGCAAGAACAAUGCUGUUGCUACCAUGCACGCCCUCGUUGUAGAUCUGGUUCGUAUGGGUUACCCAGUGCAUAUGGAGGCGGUCAAUUUUCCUCGAGGCCGUCACGAUGUGCCUCUCCUGACCGAUCUGCCGGCCUAUCCGUGGAAUCACACCGUCAAGCACUGGUCAGAAGCACGUGUCAACAAGUCCUUCCGUGAGCGCCGCGAUACUCCUCACGAUCUCUUGGGCUCAAGUGCAUUGGACUCAAAUCCGCUCACCCCCUCAUGGCGCAACGUCCUUCGUGUGUCUGAUCUUCCGUGGGUGCGCGAGCACAUCAUCCAGGCAAAUUUUGUCUACCCCGGUGCUGGAUAUCUCUGCAUGGCCAUCGAAGGGGCGUGUGCACAACACAACAAGGACCACGAGAAGGACCAGCAGCAGAUCAAGGGCUAUCAGCUCCGCAACAUCGACAUCCAGUCAGCUCUAGUUGUCCCUGACACGGCGGAGGGCAUCGAGGUGCAUCUGACGCUGCAUCCCAGUGAUCCCAAGAACAUCUCGGCCAUUGGCUGGCAAGAGUUUCGGAUCUGCUCUGUCACAGCUGACAAUGUCUGGUCUGAGCACUGCAGAGGGCAGAUCAAAAUUGAUAUUCAACCUCGCCAGCACGUUGGAGCCGGUGUUCUGAAGCAGGACGUGGACUAUCGCAUCCGCAUUGAUCCCAAGGACAUCUACACGGGGCUCCGAGCGGCUGGGAUCAACCAUGGCCCCAUCUUUCAGAACUUGAGAAACAUUCGCGCGCGCGAGAAGGAGUCAGUCUCGGUUUUUACUAUAGCCGAUACGGCAGCUAUCAUGCCAUACAAGGAGCAGCACGCCCAUGUCAUUCACCCGACCACGCUAGAUACCAUCUUUCAAGCGGCGUAUACCGCACUGGAUGGCGCUGGCUCUCGAGCACAGGAGACUGCACAGAUUCCGCGCUCCAUCAAGCAUAUCUGGGUGGCACACGAUAUUCCCAGCACUCCAGGACACGACUUCAAUGCCCUCACGACGCUCAGCCACGCGAGCAAGCAGAGCUUUGAGACCAAUAUCACCGUUACCAACGCCGUCGACGAUGAUGUUGAUGCUGCCCCUAUACUGACCGUGGAGGGCUUCCUGUGUCAGUCCAUUGGUAAUGUGCAGCAGACGGAUCAUAACGACUCGACGAGGGAGAAGUUCAUCACGCCCGUCUGGGGUCCAGAUAUCACCUUUCUCAAGCUGGCCGCCCUGCAGACCGAGCUGAGCCGCCCCAUCGACCCAAAAGAAAGUGAGACCUUGGUGGAUCUGCGACACUUGAUCAUAUAUUACAUCAUCAAGGCCAUCGGGCAGGUCACCACGCCCAUCGAGAAACUUGAGCCACACAUUGCCAAAUACUACGCGUGGAUGAAGAAAACGUUCCUGGCAGCCGCCCAUAAUAAGCUUGCUCCUAACAGUAUCGACUGGGUCUCUUCAAGGUUUGAAGAAGGCAUUGAUGCGUUGGAGGCCAAAGUCCGCUCGGCGAGUGUCAAUGGUGAGCUGGUCACACAAGUGGGACCACACUUGGGAGCCAUCAUGCGUGGCGACAAGUCUGUGUCAGAUGUACUAGACAGUGAGGACUUUCCUGAACGCUACUACCAGGAUGGACUCAAAGUGAACCAUUCAAUGGCUCAAGUCGCGACGUUGGUCUCCCAUAUUGUGCACAAGAACCCGCGGGCUCGCAUUCUCGAGAUUGGUGCUGGCUCGGGUACUGCCACCAUGGCCAUCCUGGAAACACUCGGAACAGAUAAUCCCAAAGCCGCAGUGUACGAAUACACAGAUGUCUCGCCUAACUUCUUCCCCGCGGCUAAGGAGAAGUUCACGUCUUGGGAGAGCCUUGUUUCGUACAGGAAACUCGAUAUCGAGCAGGAUCCGAUCAAGCAGGACUACAAAGAGGGCACGUACGAUCUGAUCAUCGCAAGCCGUGUCCUCUCCAGCACAAAAUCCAUGGAACGUACGAUGGCCCACGUCAGGAAACUGUUGAAGCCGGACGGUGCCGGAAGGCUGAUUCUCGUGGAGCCGACACAGGACCAAACCGAUGUCCACUUUGUAUUCAGCCUGCUGCCCGAGUGGUGGUCGAGUGAGGAACAAGACCGGAAACUGAACCCUUCCCUCUCUGUCGGUUUAUGGAAUAGUGUGCUUCAAAGCGCGGGCUUUACUGGCGUGGACCUUGAAGUGCGUGAUGCCGAAGACGAAGAGCUUUACAGCCUCAGCACCAUCAUGUCCAGUACGGUCCCAGCUGCACCGAAAGUGACAUCUAACGUCGUCAUCGUCGCCCCCGCGAUCAAGAGCGUGCUGUAUACCCAGUGGCUACAGUCCCUCAAGGCUUCGAUUCGCGGUUUUACCGGGGCUGAACCAAGUGUCGAGUCCAUCGCAGACGUGCAGGGCGAUGGCGCGAAGACGUUCUUGUUCCUCGCUGAGCUUGUGGCUCCCAUUCUCCCAACACUCGAUGAGACGCAGUUCAAGGCCAUUCGUGCCAUCUGCACGCAGUCCAAGGGCGUGCUCUGGGUGACCCGGGGCGGUUCCAUGGACUGCUCUGAUCCUCAUCUCGGCCUCAGCAUUGGCUUCCUGCGGUCUCUUCGGAAUGAGUACGGUGGAAAACGCCUUGUGUCACUAGACUUGGAUCCAAAGUCAGCCCUCUGGAGCACAGGGUCUGCCGGUACCGUCGCCGAGGUCUUUGGCAAGGCUUUUGACGACUCUGUCGCGGGUGUGGGCGCCAACAACACCAUCGACUUUGAGUUUGCAGAACGUGCAGGCGUGGUGUCGAUUUUGCGGUACCGCAAGGAUACAGUCCUAAACAAGUCACUAUUUCCAGAUGCAAGCGAUGUCCCAACGCCCGAGCUCAAGGCUUUCGAGCAGCAUGAUCGGCCACUACGGCUCUUCGUACAGACUCCCGGCUUGCUGGAUACGCUGGUUUGGGACGACGACCCCACUGCCAACGUGGAACUGGACCCUGAGUCCAUCGAAGUCGCUCCGCGCGCCUUUGGUCUCAACUUCCGCGACGUGAUGGUCGCCAUGGGUCAGCUACAGAGCGACAUCAUGGGCUUCGAGUGCGCAGGACACAUCACACGCGUGGGGUCUGCCGUCAAGGGUUUCCAGCCCGGCGAUCGCGUGGCCAUGCUCCUGCGCGGCCACUACGGCAACCUGGCUCGUGUGCACUGGACAAGCGUGGUGCACAUCCCCGACGAUAUGACCUUCGAGGUGGCCGCGAGUAUGCCCGUGUCCUACUGCACGGCGUACAUCGCGGUCUACUUGCAGGCUCGGCUGAAGAAGGGCGAGACGAUCCUUAUCCAUGCUGCAACAGGUGCCUUUGGUCAGGCCGCACUCGUUUUGGCCAAGGACAUCGGGGCCGACAUCUAUGUGACGGUCGGCACGCCUGCCAAGCGCGAGUUUAUCAUGAAGCACUACGGUGUCGCGCCUGAGCGCAUCUUCAACAGCAGAGACAUCUCGUUCAAGGCAGACGUGCUCAGGGCGACCAACGGCCGCGGCGUGGAUGUCGUCCUCAACUCCCUAGCAGGCCUGCUACUGCAGGAGAGCUUCAACUGCCUGGCCCCCUUUGGCCGCUUCGUCGAGAUCGGCAAGCGGGACUUUGAGCUCAACUCACAACUGGCCAUGCACGCCUUCACGCGGGUCGCCACCUUCACCUCUGUCGAGCUGCCGGCUUUCAGCGAGGCCAAGAAGGCCGAGAACUACGAGCUAUUCAAGGAAGUCAUCCGUCUGGCCGGCGAGAAGGUCAUCGUUCCUGUAGAGCCCAUCACAGUGUUCCCCGUCUCCGAGCUGGAUCGGACCUACCGGCUGAUGCAGGCUGGCAAGCACAUGGGCAAGAUUGUGAUAUCGAUGAAGCCUGACGAGCUGAUCCCCAUUCUUCCCCAGAAGAAACAGGUCAAGCUUCGCAGCAACGGCACGUACCUGGUUGUCGGCGGCCUGGGCGGUAUCGGGCGCUCUGUGUGCCACUGGCUGGUGGCGCACGGCGCGAGAAACAUUGCCAUUAUCUCGAGGAGGAAGGAUGCGCGGAAAAGCGGCUCGGCUCUUAUUUUCGAGCUGGAGAAGCUCGGUUGCAGGGUUGAAGUCGUCACCUGUGACAUUGUGGUCGAGGCAGAGGUGGCGGCCGCUGUGAAAAUCUGCGCAGAAGACUUGAAGAUGCCAUCCAUCAGGGGGGUGAUCCAAGCAGCCAUGGUUCUUCAGGACUCGAUUAUGGAGAACAUGACCCUCGAUGACUACGCGGCAGGGGUACGGCCAAAGGUAGCGGGAACAUGGAACCUGCACACACAAACCCUCUCUCAGCCCUUGGACUUCUUCGUCAUGCUCUCCUCGCUGGUUGGCCAGACUGGAAAUGCCAGCCAGAGCGCCUACUCGGCAGGCGGCGCAUUCCAGGAUGCGCUGGCCCGCCACCGCGUAUCCCAGGGCCUCCCCGCUGUGGCCAUCGACCUUGGUCAGGUCAAAUCCGUCGGCUACUUAGCCGAGACGGACAAGAGCAUGGCCGACAGACUGCUCAAGCUGGGCUUCAGUCUCUUGGGCGAGGAGGACGUGCUUGCUGCCCUCGGCGCCGCCGUGCUGGCGCCACAUGCCGGCUUGCUAAUCAUGGGGCUCAAUGUAGGCGGCGGGUCUCACUGGGACGAUGCACCGUUCCUGGCGAGGGAUGCCCGGUUCGGCGGGCUGCGGUUCCGAGAGGACGCGUCUGCGUCCAACAAGGGUGCCAGCAAGGCUGGGCUGUCGGAUCUGGCUGGCAAGAUCGCGAGCGCGGGGGCGCUGGACGAGGCGGCGGCUGCGGUGGUGGAGGUGAUUGUCAGCAAGCUUGUGGACAUCUUCAUGAUGCCCAAGGACGAGAUCACCCCUUCCAAGCCGCUGUCUGCGUACGGGGUUGACAGCCUCGUGGCGGUCGAGCUGCGGAACAUGUUGGCGAUUCAAGCCGCGUCGGAUGUGACUAUCUUUGAUAUCAUGCAGACCGCGUCCAUCUCUGCUUUAGCAACUAUUGUCGCGAACAAGAGUAGUCAUCUUGAUGCGUCUGUGGUGGGCGCUUGA
Messenger RNA from Cryphonectria parasitica EP155, 7680 nucleotides. RefSeq lists its product as uncharacterized. Gene Ontology annotation, biological process: fatty acid biosynthetic process; secondary metabolite biosynthetic process. Lineage: Eukaryota; Fungi; Ascomycota; Sordariomycetes; Diaporthales; Cryphonectriaceae. The transcript has 6 exons. Gene Ontology annotation, molecular function: fatty acid synthase activity; phosphopantetheine binding; oxidoreductase activity. The coding region runs from base 1 to 7680 and encodes 2559 amino acids. The record is from RefSeq and is a predicted model, not a curated record.